Molecule: messenger RNA, 1485 nt
Organism: Exophiala xenobiotica
Lineage: Eukaryota; Fungi; Ascomycota; Eurotiomycetes; Chaetothyriales; Herpotrichiellaceae
Exons: 1
Coding region: 1-1446 (481 amino acids)
Source: RefSeq, a predicted model, not a curated record
AUGCCUGACAACGCUGAGUCGGAGUCCCCAGAAUCAGACUCACCGUCAAGAUCACGAUCCAGCAAGACAAUCUCCUCCUCGUAUCAGGCCACUCGUGUUCAGGAGAUCUCCAAACGGCAUAUACAGCCAGCGAUUCGCUCCUCUCCAUCUCUGAUCUAUCAACCGAACUCUCCUCUCGGCUCGGCGGGCUGCGCAACGAUCCUUCUCAACAUAGAUGUCCGACGCGUGCACCACUACGCCACGACUGUCCUCUGGCCCGGCUUCGGCCAUCAUAUCCUCUCAACCAACGAGACACUCACAUCAGCGUUCUUCCGGCUCAGCGUCACCGACGAACUCCUGCUCAACUCAUUCGUAUGGACCGCCGCCCUCGAAAUGUCGCUCCACCAUGACUCUUCGCCAGGCAGCGGGCCACGCAACAACAACAAAGCCAAUGCCGUCAUGCUCUCAUGUCAGAACAAAGCCGUCAAGUCUGUGCGCGAGCACAUCGAUGCCGGUACCGUCACUGACGCGGUAAUCUUCGCCGUGCUGGCGCUGACCAUCAGCGAGACGGACCCGACCAUUGUCGCGCACAACCAGGACAGACACAAAUGCUGCUUCGGCGGCUUCGACCCAGGGUUCCGCUCGCUCGGGUGGUUGGACUAUUUCUCGUACUUCCGCUGGGCCGAAACGCAUAUCAGUGCGCUCAAGCGCCUGGUCGCGGCACGCGGGGGACUGGAUAACAUCACCACACCCGGGAUCGCGGAACAGGUCCAGUCCACGGACAUUCUGCAGUCGAGUUUGACUAUGACGAGACCGAACUUCGCUCUGGGACCUCUGUACCGCCAUGUGCUGGAGCAUCAGGUCAAAAUGGUGCGACCGCCACGGGAGCGUGCUGCGGUGUUCGGAGGUGUCGACGACGAUCUCAAGGAUUUGUUGCUCGACAUGCGAAUGUACUGCUGCUUGAUCCAAAGUUCAUCCGAUGAGCGGCACGUCCAGAAUCUAGCCACGUCCUGGGAGACGAAUGUGUACCGGAACUUGAUCCAAUUCCAGCUAUUAUCGUUGCCGACAAUGCAGGGCGAGGCAGAACUGUGUCGUCUGGCGGCAUUGGCAUUCAGUUACGGCGUGAUUUAUCCUCUUGCAUGCCAUGGACCGCUCGAGAGUCUUGUCAAGCAGCUCAAAGGGGUAUUCGAGGACGAUACGACGAGCAUCUCCAAGCCAAGUGAGUUCCUGCUCUGGGUGGCUGUGAUGGGUGCGAUGGCCGCUUCGCACACGAGGGAUGAUGUCUUCUUUAUCGACAUGCUCAAAAUGCAGCUAAAGCGACGGGAAGUGGCCAGCUUUGAUCAACUCAAGAAAGUCAUGUCUAAGUUUCUUUGGCUCGGCGCUGCUUGCGACAGAGGUGCGCGCAGGCCUUGGAAGCAGGUCUGCAAUGUAAACGAGUCCUCGUUUGAGACAGGAUUGCGGAGAUGAGCUGUUGCUUUGACUGAGACAGGUUUUUAUUCUAUUUAG